CACCGCAUGUUAUGCCUAGCUUUUAUCACCGCCCCAUUGCCUUAAUGGAAUAUUGUUUACAGUUUUCUUUUUCUUUUUCUUUUUCUAAUUCUAUAUUUUUCUUAAAUUAAUAUAUAUGUUUAAACCUUCUUUUCUUUUUUUGUUUUUCUAGAAGCCGAAGUUAGAUCCGUUUGGGGCAUCAUCUAUGAUUUGGAAACUGAAUCACUCAAAACACAACAGAUGAACAUACAUACAUAAUUAAAAAAAAACGUAUUAAGGAGAUAUUAAUACAUAUUCUAUAUAUAGAGAUAUAUUGAAGCAUGUGGAGGAGAUUGUGGUGUUGCGAGGCUUUGAAGCAGGGCGUAUCUGCGGCGGUUGGGAGGAGACCUCUGCCUUCGCCGCUGAAUCCGCUGCUGAUGGAGGGAUUGGCUGUAAGAACCGAUCCAGUAUCCUGGGGGAGAAAAGUUUGGUUAUCUUCUUCAUCUUCCGAUGCCAAUGCAACAUCUGAUUCCAAAAACGCAGGAGCAGGACUGGAAAGCAUAACAUUCCCGGAGGCCAAGAAGCUGAUGAGGCUGGUAAACGUGGAAUCACUCAAGACGAAGCUUGGAAUGGAAGGCAAAGAGGUGAUAGGCUACUCGGAGUUAUUGGAGGCCUGCGAAAGCAUGGGCGUUGCCAGAUCUCUGGAAGAGGCCAUUGCUUUUGCACGCGUUCUCGAUGAGGCAGGCGUCAUACUUCUAUUCCGCGACAAGGUUUAUCUUCAUCCUGAUAAGGUGGUGGAUCUGGUUAGAAAAGCAGUACCUCUUGCAUUGGCUUCUGAUGAUGAUCCCAUUAGAGAUGAGCUAAAGAGGCUGCAGGAGAAGAAGGAAGAAAUUGAUGUGCUGGCACAUAAGCAAGUUCGCCGCAUCCUUUGGACUGGUCUAGGAUUAGCUGUGGUACAAGUUGGACUCUUCUUCCGACUAACAUUUUGGGAAUUUUCAUGGGAUGUUAUGGAACCGAUUGCAUUUUUCACCACUACUACUGGAAUAGUCAUAGGCUAUGCUUACUUCCUGUUCACUUCAAGAGAUCCCACAUACCAAGAUCUGAUGAAGAGGCUUUUUCUCUCCAGGCAGAGGAAAUUGUUCAAGAAACAUAAUUUUGAUAUCGGCAGAUGGAAGGAGUUGCAAAAGAAGUGCAAAACACCUCUAGAUGCCUCUGCAUCUAUUCGAAAUCGUGUAGGGUUAGAACUCGAAUUGGAUGAUGCAUUACAUAAGGAUUAGCUUUAUCUCCACCUUCUCUUUUUA
Durio zibethinus is the source of this 1259-nucleotide messenger RNA. RefSeq names its product calcium uniporter protein 2, mitochondrial-like. Gene Ontology annotation, cellular component: uniplex complex. The record is from RefSeq and is a predicted model, not a curated record. Gene Ontology annotation, biological process: mitochondrial calcium ion homeostasis; calcium import into the mitochondrion. Gene Ontology annotation, molecular function: uniporter activity; calcium channel activity. NCBI's taxonomy places the organism in Eukaryota, Viridiplantae, Streptophyta, Magnoliopsida, Malvales, Malvaceae.